UCUCACCAUUAUUAUUACUCACAAACCAUUAAUCUCAAUCAGCCUCGUCCAAAUGUGCAUGGCAGUUUUAAUGAGUACAAGACGACUAAAUCUAUUAAACCAGAAUUCCCGUUAAAAUUUUUUGAAAGUGAAGUCAGUAAAUUUAAAAUUUGGCCUAGUGAGAAUACACCCAUAGUAACUAAUCUGUUAUAUCCGAAUGGGAAGAUUAUGAGAAC
Schistosoma margrebowiei is the source of this 215-nucleotide messenger RNA. NCBI's taxonomy places the organism in Eukaryota, Metazoa, Platyhelminthes, Trematoda, Strigeidida, Schistosomatidae. The record is from the annotation of a GenBank genome assembly.